Molecule: messenger RNA, 1074 nt
Organism: Pomacea canaliculata
Lineage: Eukaryota; Metazoa; Mollusca; Gastropoda; Architaenioglossa; Ampullariidae
Exons: 2
Coding region: 91-417 (108 amino acids)
Source: RefSeq, a predicted model, not a curated record
CGGGGUUAGUUCUCUGACAUGAAUGAAGGACCAUAAAAGCUUGCAGCCAGCAGGUCCUUAAUUAACCUGGUAGUGAAAUCUGCCAUCAACAUGAAGCUGUCUCUUUUCUUGUUUUCUGUUGUCGUGGUUACUGCCAUCGGGCUGGUUCAACUACAGAAGCUGUCUGCAACCCUCAAGAAACUGCCUCCCAACAGCGUGAGAACGACCUCUGUUCCCAAACUUCCUUUUCGAAAUGUUCCUACCACCAGACCCACAUCUACCACCAGAAAACUCUCCACCAAACCCACAUCUACCACCAAAUUCCCACCUGUCACUAGACCCAUGCUGAUCACUGCUAAAAGAAGAAAAGAUGUCACUAAAAAGGCCCGCAUGGAUCCUGACUAUGGAAAAAACAGAUAUAAGCCAAUGAUCUACUAACAAGCGAGCAUCCUGUCUUCUUCGUCCUUGCUUUGUUCUUCUGGGAGUACCGUUCCUGGGCUCUAGCUUCAUUUGGUGUUGACAAACCUCUGAACCGACACAACUACAUUUCUUCUACCUAGCCAAGGCACAUGUAGACAUCUUCCUGACUGUAGACACUCCUCUGAAUGAAAGAGAAGCCUACACAUGCAGUUUCAGAAAAAAAUGAUACAGGAAUGCUUGGUAAAGCAAUCUGAAAUAAGUGAAAAGAAACAAAAAGCCACCAGAAGAAAUAGUAAAAUUUUAUUACAUUAACAAGGGUAAACAUUGUCAACAAAAGGAAUCAACCAAUCAAACUGCGAUUACAUUGACCUAACUGGGAAUCUCAAUAAUUCUCGCUUUGUCAUUGUGUCACAAAAUUAGUAACAAAGAUUUGGAUGAUUGUGAUGAAGUGAUGGGUAAAAAAAUUAAACAACUCACAUUUGAAGCUUGGAGUUACUUGGAAAUUACUUCUGAAGUCUUGUUAAGAUGUCACGUGGCACCUGUCUACCAGCCCAGGCAGUCAGUGCUGACUCACUACCAUGAAGACAAAGCUCUGUUCUUUGUGUCGCCAUGAACUUUACCAUAGUCCUGGUAAGGUCUUAUGUGUUCCGAUGCUAAACAUUAAAAUUGAAUCCU